Priapulus caudatus is the source of this 1046-nucleotide messenger RNA. Its product is annotated as signal peptidase complex subunit 3-like. The coding region runs from base 69 to 605 and encodes 178 amino acids. The transcript is spliced from 5 exons. Lineage: Eukaryota; Metazoa; Priapulida; Priapulimorpha; Priapulimorphida; Priapulidae. Gene Ontology annotation, cellular component: signal peptidase complex; membrane. The record is from RefSeq and is a predicted model, not a curated record. Gene Ontology annotation, biological process: protein targeting to ER.
CUCGCGAGAUAUCUCGGUAAGAGAACACGUAGCCAUAGCAAAUUAAGUGUAAUAAAUACACAGGAAUAAUGAACACGUUUUUCUCUCGACUAAAUGCAAUUUUUGCAUUUACGCUAAGUACAUUAGCCGGACUUACUUUUUUGUGUUUUAUAACUACUGCGUUUAUUGAGUUUAAGCCACCGGUUUCGUUGAAUACUGCUAAAGCUAUAGUGAAAAUUGCUGCUGACCAUAGUACAACCAGAGAGAGGUUUGACCUUGGAUUUGUUAACUUUGACUUACAAGCUGAUUUGACUCCAAUAUUCAAUUGGAAUGUGAAACAGCUUUUUCUCUACCUGACUGCUGAAUAUGAAACAGAAAAAAAUUCAAUAAAUCAAGUUGUCUUAUGGGACAAAAUCAUUCAGCGAGGAGAAAAUGCUGUUUUGGAUUACAGGAGCCUUAGGUCAAAGUAUUAUUUCUGGGAUGACGGUAACGGUCUCAGGGGCAAUCGCAACAUUACGCUGACGCUCUCGUGGAACAUUGUGCCCAACUCGGGCAUGCUGCCGCUGCUGUCGGGCGACGGAUCGCACCGCUUCGAGUUUCCCAGCGAGUACACAGAGAAGAUGUGAGCGCCUGUUGUCACGUAGUCAACUCAUGGAGCCCUGCACGUGCAACUCCGGGACAUGUGACGGGCGGAGGCUGCUUCGUCGUCAUCGCGAGGCAGGGAGAUGAAAAAGCGGUGGAGGAGAAAGCGGUGUUGAAUAUUGUCAGUGUUUAUUUGUCGGUGAUGUAAGCGCUUCUCGUAUCAGUGCGUCUACUAUUGGUGUAAUCUGUGCACACUGCAGUAUAAAUAUAUGCAGUGUGGCAGAUGCGUUCUAUUCUAUCUGCGUUAGAUUUCACUUGAAAUCGUUGUAAGAAUUGAUCUGAUAGUAUAAUUUAGUGUAUGAUCAGAAAUAGAAAGAUGAAGCUGGCUGUUUGAGAAUUUAAAUAAUCAACAUGGAGAAAGUAUUUAUAAAACGUCUGACUGCAGUUUUGAUAAAUAAUACACUUUCUAUUCUAAAGCAUUCAAA